UCUAAAAGUACUUUCUUUCCUCUCUUCUCCCCGCGAAGGCGCAAGGGGCAGCCAGUUGCCGACUUCGCGAUGCAGAUCCUCCGGAGGAAGCUUCUGGAAGCUUCCCGCCGCCUCCCUCUUUUCUCCGCUACGUCCGCCGCGCACCGCGGCCGUGCCCACGCCGUCGCCACCCUCGCCGCCGCCCGGCGGCACCCGCCCGCUGGCUCCGGCUCCCUCGCCGCCGCGCCGUGGGCCGCCACCCAGCGCCGCGGCGCUAAGAUGCUCGGCUCCGACGUGAAACUUGGAAAUGUAAUACAGAGAAGAGGUCACAUUUAUCAGGUGAUAAAAGCACAACAUUCACAUCAAGGAAGAGGAGGAGCCACAAUACAGGUAGAACUGAGGGAUGUUGACACUGGAAACAAAAUAACAGAAAGAUUCCGUACCGAUGAGGCCCUUGAGAGAGUUUUUGUUGAGGAGAAGUCGUUCACAUAUCUGUAUCAGGAAGGAGAUACCGUGACGCUUAUGGAGCCUGAAACGUUUGAGCAACUUGAAGUUUCAAAGGAACUGUUUGGUAAAGCCGCUGCAUACCUGAAAGAUGAAAUGAAGGUGGCUCUACAGUACUUUGAUGGCCGGCUGAUGUCUGCUUCGGUUCCUCCACGUGUGACUUGCACUGUUAUUGAAGCACAGCCUCAUACAAAAGGGCUAACUGCUCAGCCCCAAUAUAAAAGGGUCUUGCUGGAUAAUGGUCUUACAGUGCUUGCACCACCUUUUAUUGAAGUGGGUGAGAAGAUUGUAAUCAGUACAGCUGAUGAUUCAUAUAUGACGAGGUCCUGAGGGUGGAAUCGGGUGCACUUUACCUACUUGGAUAAAUAUUUGCUCCAGCAAUUGCCCCUGCAAUUGCUGUAAACUUCAACCUUGCCGCCAGCACAAAAAGGAUAACCAUAUUUAGCAAGAAUUUUGUUUUUAGCCGCAUAUUUUGUACUCAUAGGUGUUUUCAAUUUGUUCAUUAUUUUAAAUUUUUAUGAAACGCAUUCGUAUCAUGGUAAACCAUGGUGAUUUUGUGGGGACAAAGAUAGAGAAGCUAUUUUGGUAGACACCCUGAAAGUAUAUGUACUGUCCUUGUGUCGCUUACUGUUUUGCGGAAUAAUGGAUUUGCUCAAUGUCUGGAUUUCCAGGCAAAUAAAAACGAGGUUUGAUUAUGAAUUCCAUA
This is a messenger RNA of Phragmites australis (common reed), 1189 nucleotides long. RefSeq lists its product as uncharacterized. The transcript has 11 exons. Gene Ontology annotation, biological process: peptide biosynthetic process; translational elongation. The record is from RefSeq and is a predicted model, not a curated record. The coding region runs from base 70 to 813 and encodes 247 amino acids. Gene Ontology annotation, cellular component: cytoplasm. NCBI's taxonomy places the organism in Eukaryota, Viridiplantae, Streptophyta, Magnoliopsida, Poales, Poaceae. Gene Ontology annotation, molecular function: translation elongation factor activity.